ACAAGUUUUCUCAUCAUUGGCUACCAAAUAUCCCAUUUGAAUUGGUAUUGAACAAUGGAUUCGAAAAAAGCAAUCCUUAUCCUAGGUCUAUUGGCUAUCAUUCUUCUUAUCUCCUCAGAGGUUUCGGCUAGGGACUUAACUGAGGCAUCCUCUAAUACCCAAAAAGAGGCUGAUGAUCAAACAAAUGAAUUAAAUGAUGCCAAAUAUGGAAGCUAUGGUGGGGGCUAUCCUGGUCGUGGUGGUGGUGGUAAUUAUGGUGGUGGUUAUCCUAGAAACCGUGGUGGUUACCCUGGAAACCGUGGUGGUAACUAUGGUGGUGGUUAUCCUGGAAACCGUGGUGGUAAUUAUUGUCGCUAUGGCUGUUGCGGUGACAGGUAUUAUGGGAGUUGCAGAAAGUGUUGCUCAUAUGCUGGUGAAGCUGUUGCCAUGCAAACAGAGAACAACACUCGUAACUUAGCAAAGAUGAAUAUCAGACCCGUUAUAUUCUUGUGUUUCCUUUGCACACUACUUCUUAUCGCUUCAGCAGCAACUGAACCGUCCAAAGAUGGAAAAGAAGCCGGGGCGACAGUAGAACCCAAAGAUGGAUGGGGAGGAGGAGGACACGGUGGUAGUGGAGGCUGGGGAGGAGGUGGACAUGGAGGAGGAGGACACGGUGGUGGAGGCUGGGGAGGAGGUGGACAUGGAGGAGGAGGACACGGUGGUGGAGGCUGGGGAGGAGGUGGACAUGGAGGAGGAGGACACGGUGGUGGAAAAUGGGGAGGAGGAGGGAAGGGAGGACGUGGGGCAAGUCCAUGAAAACCAUGAAGCAUGCAUGUGUGUAUGAUCCCCAUGCAGUAAAUGAUGAUGUAAUAAGAAAUGUAAAAUAAAGCAUGGACUCUUAUCAUACUCCAUGCCUAGUCUUUAGGGUUAAAUCUUCCAUGUAACCACUUAUUAUUAACAAGUACCACGGUUUCACUUUCAUGCCAUAA
Medicago truncatula (barrel medic) is the source of this 968-nucleotide messenger RNA. RefSeq names its product glycine-rich cell wall structural protein. NCBI's taxonomy places the organism in Eukaryota, Viridiplantae, Streptophyta, Magnoliopsida, Fabales, Fabaceae. The transcript is spliced from 4 exons. The record is from RefSeq and is a predicted model, not a curated record. The coding region runs from base 55 to 795 and encodes 246 amino acids.